AUGCACUUCUCACCAGCUCUCGUCCUCGCCCUUGCGGCUGCCGUUUCUGCCCACGGUGUGGUCUCUGAGAUCAAGGGCGCCAACGGAGUAACCAUGCCGGGCUUGACUAUCCAAGACGGAACUCCUCGCGACUGCUCUUCCAACGGCUGCGGUUCUCAGGCCGACACUGCCAUCAUCAGGGACCGCGAAAUCGCCAGUGGCAAGACUGGUCCUCUUGGUCGCACACAGGGUAACGGCAACGUUGAUGCUGCCGUUAUGGUUGGUGCCUUCAUGGGACAGGGUGCCGCGCCUCCUGCAAACAACGGUGCUUCUGGAAGUGUUGGUGUCGAGGACAACAUUCAACAGCCUGGCCAGAGGAAGCGCCAAUUCCUCAGCGGUCUUCUUGGUGGAGGCGCUGGUGGUGCUGGAGGUAACAAGGCCGGUGCUACUGGCAUCGCUGGACUGCUUGGUGGAGGUGGUGACAAGGUCAACGGCCCACCCGAGUCACGCGUUGCAGCCGCAGUAGGAGCGGGUGCCACAAGCGGCAUGCCCACAUGCGCUGACGACGGUACCGUCACCAUGACUCUGCGCCAGAUCAACCAGGACGGUGCUGGACCAUUCACUGCCGACGUUGAUGGUACCUCAGGCGGAACUGACGAGGCUGCCAUGCAGCCUGCUACCGUCACCCAGGACGUUCCUGGCCUCGGUGUUCAGGGCAUCUCGCUCGCCACCAACACCGAGUUUGCCAUGAAGGUACAGAUGCCGGCUGGCAUGACUUGCGACGCCACUGUCGCUGGUGUCAACAACGUCUGCGUUAUGCGCGUCCGCAACGGUGCUGCCGCGGGUCCCUUCGGCGGAUCUGUUGCUUUCACACAGGGUGCCGCCGCCAGGAAGCGUGCCAUCGCUUACAAGCUCAAGAAGCGCAUGGAGAUUGGCAACAAGAACUAA
Messenger RNA from Alternaria ventricosa, 927 nucleotides. RefSeq lists its product as uncharacterized. The record is from RefSeq and is a predicted model, not a curated record. The coding region runs from base 1 to 927 and encodes 308 amino acids. NCBI's taxonomy places the organism in Eukaryota, Fungi, Ascomycota, Dothideomycetes, Pleosporales, Pleosporaceae. The transcript has 3 exons.